Cydia amplana is the source of this 1172-nucleotide messenger RNA. RefSeq names its product sideroflexin-2 (gene Sfxn2). Gene Ontology annotation, cellular component: mitochondrial inner membrane. Gene Ontology annotation, biological process: monoatomic ion transport; serine import into mitochondrion. The record is from RefSeq and is a predicted model, not a curated record. Lineage: Eukaryota; Metazoa; Arthropoda; Insecta; Lepidoptera; Tortricidae. Gene Ontology annotation, molecular function: monoatomic ion transmembrane transporter activity. Bases 125 to 1108 code for a protein of 327 amino acids. The transcript is spliced from 9 exons.
UGACAGUUGUUGAUACGGUUCGUUUGGUUUGGGCCCGGCCGAGUUGAGCUACUUGCAAAGUAGGCGCUUAAUAUUUAUUUAACUUUAGUACAUAUUUUCAAAUUCGGAAUAAUAAUAACUGAAAAUGGCAUCUGUAAAGAGGAUAGACAUCACCAAGCCGCUCUGGGAUCAGAGCACCUUUGUGGGCAGGUUCAAGCAUUUUGCUUUCAUCUCCAAUCCUCUACUGUCCUUGGUGCCGGAGUCAGAACUGCAUGAAGCUAAGGAGCUGUAUUUUAAGUACAAAGAAGGCAAAGCACCUGCCGACACUCCGAUGGACAAAGUGGUCCGAGCCAAACAGCUAUACGAAUCAGCAUUUCAUCCAGAUAGCGGAGAGCUGCAGAAUGUGUUUGGACGUAUGUCCUUCCAAAUGCCCGGAGGCUGCCUGGUCACAGGAGCUAUGUUGCAGUGGUACAGAACAGGCACAGCCAUAGUAUUCUGGCAAUGGGUAAACCAGUCGUUCAACGCCCUAGUCAACUACACCAACCGCAAUGCCAACUCGCCGCUCACAACAACGCAGAUGGGCGUUGCCUAUGUUUCCGCCACGUCCGCCGCAAUGGCAACGGCGCUGACUUUCAAGUUCGUCGUUCAGAAGCGCGCUAAGAAUCCUAUCUUAGCGAGGUUCGUGCCUUUUGUAGCCGUAGCGGCCGCCAACUGGGUGAACAUUCCGUUGAUGAGGCAAAACGAGAUUUUAAAAGGUCUGGAGGUCUCGGAUGAGAACGGCAAAAUUAUCGGCAAGUCUCAACUAGCCCCGGCAAAGGGGAUCUCACAAGUGGUUACUUCUAGGAUCGUAAUGUGCGCCCCCGGCAUGCUGUUACUCCCGGUAAUAAUGGAGAGGAUCGAACACAAGCCGUGGAUGCAGCGCAUCCGCUGGGCACACGUCGGCAUCCAGACCGCCAUCGUGGGCAUGUUCCUAACUUUCAUGGUACCGACUGCCUGCGCUCUCUUCCCACAAAGAUGUAAAAUCUCAACGGACACCAUAAAACGCUUCGAACCCGAGAACUACGAGGAAAUUGUGAAGAAUACGGACGGCAAACCUCCCCAAUACGUAUACUUCAACAAGGGCCUGUAAGCCGUAGCUGUAAGUAGUUGUUAUUAUGUAAAAUACAGUUGGAAUCUUGUCUAUGGACACAAUA